ACGGCGUGCGGGUCUGGAAGCACGUUUUCUAUUAAAUUGUCGUUUUCUGUUUAAUUGGAAUAGUUUUGUUCGCUCAAUUGUUAAAAUGAAAGUAGAAGCUAAAACCGACAAAACCAAGCGGAAACUGUCUAGAAAACAAAAAAUUGUGAACCGAUUUAUUAACAGCUGGGUAGAAAGUGAUAACAACACAUUAAAACAAACAGAAUCAUUCAAUAAAAAUGUAAAGCCAAACGAAGAUGAGAAUUCAAAUGUAAAUUCGGCUGUCGCACAGUUUCAAGACCCACAUCUGGAUCCAGCUAACAUCGAAAGAAUUCGGAAUGUCAUCGGAUACAUGUACAACGAUGAUAGAAUAUCACUCAAGUUAACUUUUGAACAGGCUGGUUUAUUGCUUGAACCGACCUACGAUGAGAAAAGUAAAAUUUUUAGAUUCUUGGUCAAUGAUAAGGAAAUCUGCCAGGCCUCUGGAGAACAACAAGAAGCACACACCAAAGCUCGUAACAAGUUGGUGGAAAUCCUAAACUACUAUUGCUACACCGUCAAGAGAUUGAAGGAAUUUCACACUCGAAGAAAUGUUUUCCAAAAGAUAAUAGCAAAUCAGCCGAAUGAUAAACACAAGUUCAAGGACAAUGCCCUAAAGGAGGGGAACAUUGGUUUCCAGAUGCUUCAGAAGCAAGGUUGGACCGGUGGCUCCCUGGGUGCCAGCGAGAAUGGCAUUUUGGAACCGAUAGGAGUCAAAAAGAAGACGGACAAAUCUGGUCUUGGAGCUGUCGAGGAACCACAAGGUCCGCAAAAGAUUCCUCUGGAAGCAUUCUUUUUGGCAAUCAAACGAUACGCUUCCGGAAAUGCUUUGUACGACCUUGUAUUCAGCACCCAGUUUUCCAAACAUCAAGUUAUCAAAUUGAAAGACUACGCUUCUACGCUUAAACUGUUUCCUCAAAUAAUUGGAAAGAAGAAGCAAUUGGUUAUUAGCAAAAAACUAACUAUUAGUCAGAUAAAAAUCGGAGUAAUUAAAGGUCACUCGGACCUUUGCGCCAAAUACGCAGUUAUUCCGCCAUUAUGUGAGAAAUAUAAGUAAGAGAAACAGAAUAUAUACCUACUAUAACGUUCAACUUCAAA
Uranotaenia lowii is the source of this 1116-nucleotide messenger RNA. RefSeq names its product NF-kappa-B-repressing factor-like. Gene Ontology annotation, molecular function: nucleic acid binding. NCBI's taxonomy places the organism in Eukaryota, Metazoa, Arthropoda, Insecta, Diptera, Culicidae. The coding region runs from base 86 to 1075 and encodes 329 amino acids. The record is from RefSeq and is a predicted model, not a curated record. The transcript is spliced from 3 exons.